Messenger RNA from Linum tenue, 3792 nucleotides. NCBI's taxonomy places the organism in Eukaryota, Viridiplantae, Streptophyta, Magnoliopsida, Malpighiales, Linaceae. The record is from the annotation of a GenBank genome assembly.
GCUGCCGCUUUUCGGUUCCCUGCAUGCGUGGCGGCGGGUGGGUUAAACUGCGAGGGGUGAAUGGGUUCGGUGAGAGUGAAGUGGCUAAGUCAAACUCUGCCUACUCUGACGGCUCGAGCUCUUCUUCCACACUAUUCUGGUAGCGCAACUUUUGUCCGAAAGCUAACCAGUAAUUGCAGAACGCUUCUCUCAUAUUCGUCUCCUUCAACAACCCAUCGAAGAUCGGCUGUAAGGGCUCUGGUGUCAACUUCUGAUUCAAUCACGAAAAUGGUGAAAGCGAUCAAGGUUCAUGAGCUGGGUGGCCCUGAGGUUUUGAAGUGGGAGGAUGUGGAGAUCGGGCAGCCAGGGGAAGGCGAGAUUCUGGUAAAGAAUAAAGCGAUUGGGCUCAACUUCAUUGAUACCUAUUUCCGUAAAGGAGUUUACCAACCUGCCAAAUUGCCAUUCACUCCAGGUGGUGUCCUUUACUUUCAUGCUGAAAGUAGUGAGCUUUUAUGUUCUUAUUGCAUGCUGAUCCCACUAGUUUCCUGCUUUGCAGGAAUGGAGGCUGUUGGUGAGGUGAUUGCUGUGGGAAAUGGAGUAACUGACGUUAAAGUGGGCGAUAUUGUUGGAUAUGCUGGUAAUCCGAUGGGAGCAUAUGCAGAAGAGCAGAUACUUCCAGUAGAUAGAGCUGUACCUGUUCCUCCUUCAAUUGACCCUGUCGUUGCAGCAUCUGCCAUGCUCAAAGGCAUGACUGCUCAGUUUUUAUUACACCGGUGUUUCAAGGUCGAGCCUGGUCACACCAUCCUUGUUCAUGCAGCAGCUGGUGGAGUAGGGUCUCUUUUGUGUCAGUGGGGGAAGUCACUCGGUGCCACUGUCAUUGGAACGGUGUCGACCAAGGAGAAAGCUGCACAAGCCACUGAGGACGGAUGCCACCAUGUCAUCAAUUACAAAGAAGAAGACUUUGUAGCUCGUGUGAAUGAGAUAACAUCCGGCAAGGGGGUCAACGUUGUCUAUGAUUCUGUGGGGAAGGACACAAUUCAGGUAACAGAUAAUGUUUUCCCUUCACCAACAUCUUCCUCGCACCAUAUGUUAUGUCGUCAUGUUGCAGAGACUCAUCCAACGCUGUUCAACGCGCAGGGGUCAUUGUCGUGCUUGAAGAUCCGCGGAUACUUGGUGGUGUUUGGGCAGUCAUCAGGGACACCGGAUCCGAUUCCUCUGUCCGCUCUAGCGCCAAAGUGCUUGUACCUGACGAGGCCCUCGCUCAUGAUGUACACCACAACCCGAGAGGAGCUGCUGGAAACUGCCGCCGAUGUCUUUGCCAACAUGGAAUCAGGGGCGCUUCGAGUUCGGGUGAACCACACGUACCCUUUAUCCGAGGCGGCAAAGGCGCACUCGGACUUGGAGAGCCGCAAGACCUCAGGAGCAAUUCACACAAUAGAGCUUCUGAAUUGGUUCAACACUCAGUUCAGAAUUUCACUAUUCCUUCCUUCUCAACUAAAUCUGCAUUCGUUGAUGAUCGGUGUUUCCGACGCCCGCUUGUUGUAUAAGUUCAUUUACGGUCGUUUCUUCGUUUCAGGAACAAAAUCGACGAUGGAGCUUCUUCACGAUGCUGCUGCAAGGAGUCUGACUGCAAUGAUGUACUCAAAGGGCCACGAACCACCAAUGGCGUCAGAGGACUGCUACUACGCCGCCGCGAGAAGACCUCUUUUGGAAGCACCGGAGUUGGGUUUGCCUUUGGCGCCCGUGUUAGAAUAUUCACACACUUGGGUACAAGAUCCAGCGGAGCACAUUAAAGUGAACUGUUUAUAUGAAAUCGACCAUUCCAUGCUCCCUAACAGAGCACCUGAUCAACUCAAGAGUGUUCGAGUUGUCAUGGUGAAUGAGAAAACGAGGAUGAGGGUUUCGCUGAGGUACCCAAGCAUUUACUCUAUCCGAGCUUACUUCAACGACGGUACUGGGUGUUCUGGGCCGGAAGUAAAGCACAUCCCGAUGCUAGACGAGAGAUGUGUAAUCGGUUCUGAAGUUGCAGGGGAGGCUCUUUACCGGCGAAUUCUGCCUGACGAGGUAGCGAAGAAAAAAUGGGACUGGAACUUCUGGAUAGUUCCUUCUGUUGCUUCCCAGAAGGUCUCGAAUCUCCGCCUAAAGGGUUCCUCGUCUACGAACAAUGGCAGUGGUGCAUUGACCAAGGAUUCACUCUUGUCGGAACUCAAGACUCCCGGGAUAGUCAACUGGGGUCAACGCCGGAGAGUUAGGUUUAUGGGCAGGCAUGUGGAGGAUAAGGAAGAACCUUCUGAUUGGAUGGAGAAAAAUGAUAAGGAUGAUGGGAGUGAUGGGGAAGAAGACCAGAGUGAUCCGGCGAGUGGUGAAGAGGAAUGUGAGGAAGAAGAAGAUACAGAGGAGGUGAUUGUGAAGGCUAAGACGAGAGAAUGCAGGGAGAAUCUGAAAAGAAAGAAGAAUCAGUUACCAUCCUCUACAAUCCAGCUGAGGAAGAGGCCAAAACGUGGAAAGAACAAGAAUCAGAUCGUUGUUUACAGGCAGAAGAUCAAUAAGAAGAAGAAGGUGGUGAAAAAGACGAUUGACAGAUGGUCUGCUGAAAGGUAUCAACUAGCUGAGGUGAACAUGUUGAAGAUAAUGAAAGAGGAGAAGGCACUGUUUGGGAACCCAAUGUUAAGGCCAGUAUUGAGAGCAAAAGCGAGGAGGCUGAUUGGAGAUACUGGUCUGUUGGACCAUUUGCUGAAGCAUAUGGCAGGGAAGGUGGCGCCAGGAGGUGAAGAAAGGUUCCGGAGGCGGCACAAUGCAGAAGGUUCAAUGGAGUAUUGGUUGGAGAAGGCCAAUCUGCUAGACUUAAGGAGGGAGGCUGGAGUGCAAGAUCCAUACUGGAUUCCACCACCUGGUUGGAAGCCUGGUGAUAACCCCUCUCAGGACCCUGUAUGCGCUACCCAGAUCAAGAAACUAACUGAGCAAGUUGAGAAACUGAAAAGGGACAUGGAAGACCUGGCUUCCAAGAAACAGGAGGAAGAACUAGCCAUUGCAGCCAUGCCAAUUUCUUCAUCACUUACCACUUUAAGCAUGGAACAUGACAACCUACUUACUCCACUCAAGGAAGCAAUGGCCACAAGAAAUAGAGCAGAAGAGAAACAACUGGAACGACCGCAGCAACUAGAAGAAGAAACAAUGACACAGCUCAUGAUCACACAAUCGGUGGAACAUCAUUUUGAGGAAGGAAACCGGAGCCAAAACUCAACUACACCGACUCCAAUGGAAGACAGAGCAGCCAAAAUACAAAGGCUGAGAUCAAGCGGGUUCAGGAUAUGCAAGCCAGGGGGGACUUUCCUGUGGCCUGACAUGGCUACAGCCUCCUCUCCAACAGUCCACCUCGAUGGCUUCCUCGCUAGAACUCCUUCUUCUGUCUCUUCCUUAUCCUCCUCCAUAACUACACUCACCUCCGCCGACUCUCAGCACUCUCCUUCCCCAUUGAUGAGGCCAGUAGCUGAAAGGACAUCCGAAUUCGCAAUAGCUCUAACCACACCACCUUCUUCCUCUGCUGUUCCUUCUAUCCUCCGUCGACAGGGGAGAAACAACAGCGCUACUCCUAGAACUCCUCUGAUCAACCUCAACGAAGUUCCCAGAAUCCGAACUGAGAAUCCGAUUCAAGUCUCCCCUGGUCCAGUCACCUACCAGAGAAGAAACCAUCAUCAGAGUUUCAGUGCUGGAACUAUGGCAGCUGCAUCAUGCCUUCCGUUGGGAGUACAGACAUGGCUGGCUAUCGGCGGUGGUAAUCCGUCGUCGGAGAAGGACUGCAAGCGAGGCUAA